UGUGUUGUUUGUGCUCUGGCCCGUAGAGAUGUGUACAGGCUGAGAAGCGAGCGGAUUGCUAACCGAGCUAGCCGGAUCCUCCCGAUUAUAGAAACACGGCUGAGCGUGGUCAUGUUGCACACGGUAGGCUUCAUUUCGUGACAAAAAAAAAAAUUCGCACCGGAAUACCUGCCUCGCCGCUGAAAAGGGGCAAAGAGGCUUGGUUUGGUUUUUCUUCGGCGGAAUAACAAAGCCGGUCCGUGAGGAUUGCAAAUCCGAGCCGUGCGAGUCAACGUUAGCUGGCCUAGCCGGACUCGGGAGCUCGUCUCCCAAAACAAGAAUGGGGUCUAGGUCCACUCGGAUUAGCUUGCUAGUAAAGUGACCUUUGAUUGUACUCCCUGAUGGCAAAUUUCACGAAUUACCAGGAAGGCAAGGCAGCGAUGUUGAUGGUGGAGACGCAGCAGAGGGACUUGGGGACGAAAUCUGCGGCCGCCACAGCAAACGGAGACGGCUCAGUCGGGGAACCCCCUUCCCCGUUAAUUAAUAUCGGCGGCGGCGGCGGAGGAGGAGGAGGAGGCGGCUCUCGUUUCCAUCAACAUUUACCGCCCUCCAACCACCUCCACCACCACCACCACCUCGGCCACCUUCACCCGCCAAAGGAUCAACAGCAGCACCAUCACUACCAGCUGGCUCCGCAGCAGCAGCAGCAGCAGCAGCAGUCGCAGCAGCAGCAGCACCAGCAGCAGCAUCUUUCCGGGGAAAACAUCGCAGAGUCCCCGGGCAGGAAAGCCUCCUCCUCGUCUCUCAGCCAGGUACACACCGUCGAGGACCCCGCCGCUUCCUCCGCUGCUAGCAGCAGCAGCAGCAGCAGCAGCCAUGUAUACGCGGCUGUGAACGUCGCUAAUGCCUCGGACGUUGUGGAUGAUAUUCGCAAGUGUGGCUAUUUAAGAAAGCAGAAACACGGACACAAGAGGUUUUUCGUGCUGCGGGCUGCCAGCCACCUCGGGCCGAGCCGCCUGGAGUACUACGACAGCGAGAAGAAAUUCAGGAACAGCCUGCGCUCCGCUGCCGCGGCCGUCGCCAGCGGCGGAGCGGUCGCCCCUUCUCCCCCCAAAAGGGUUAUUUACCUCUACCAGUGCUUCACGGUAAACAAAAGGGCGGACUCCAAAAACAAACACCUCAUUGCUCUUUACACUAAGGACGAGUACUUUGCCAUUGUGGCUGAAAACGAGCAGGAGCAAGAGGACUGGUACGUGGCUGUCAGCGAGUUGAUGAGUGAGGGCAAAAAAGGGCACUUGGAUUCUGAUGAUUUGGAUGAUGGAUACGGUACAGUCACCCCUGGUACUGUGUUUAAAGAGGUGUGGCAGGUGAAUGUGAAACCUAAAGGACUGGGUCAAACUAAAAACCUCACUGGUGUAUACCGGCUAUGCCUCUCAACUAAAACCAUUCACCUCGUUAAGUUGAACUCUGAAACCCCCUGUGUUAACCUUCAGCUGAUGAACAUCAGGCGAUGUGGACAUUCAGAAAGCUUCUUUUUCAUUGAGGUGGGUCGCUCCUCCUCUAUUGGGCCCGGGGAGAUAUGGAUGCAGGUGGAUGAUUCUGUUGUGGCCCAAAACAUGCAUGAGACCAUCCUGGAGACAAUGAAAGCCCUGAAAGCUUUUGCCGAGUUUCGGCCCAGGAGUAAGAGCCAGUCGUCGGGCUCCAACCCCAUGCCAUUUAUCACGACACGGCGCCACCUGGGUAACCUGCCACCGAGUCAGACUGGGCUGCAGCGGCGGUCGAGAACAGAGUCGGUCGUCGGCACCCCACCGUCGAGUAAGAGUUCCGGGGCUAGUGGUUAUCGCUUCCGUACAUCCAGUGAGGGUGAGGGAACAAUGAACCGGCCGUUCCGCUCUGCCACAGGGAGUCUGGUUCACCUCAACUCAGCACGUGCCCAUCAUGGUCGUCAGGAGGGUGGCGGCGGCAGCAGUGGUGGCGGUGUUGCCACAGGAAACGCUGGCACGAGCACCGGUGGCGGGCGCUACGUCAGAGCCAUCCCGGGGUCAUCGUCCACCUACCACGCCCGCUCCGCCUCUCUCCCGGUUUCCCACUUCCCCUCCACCACCAGUCCCGUGAGCGUCUCCUCUAGCAGCGGCCACGGAUCCGUCUCUGACACACUCACCCGCCCCUCAAGUGCCUCAAUAUGCGGCUCCCCGUCUGAUGGCGGCUUCAACUCAUCAGAUGAGUAUGGCUCCAGCCCCGGUGAUUUCCGGUACUUCAGGGUGCGGAGUAACACACCAGACUCCUUAGGCAACACCCCACCAAUCAGAGAGGAGAACUGUCUAAACGACUACAUGGCCAUGGGCUGGAACCGGGAGGUCUUUGGCACCAGCGGUGGGUCCGGAAACAACAGUGGAGGUGACACGCCACGGGAUGAGAGCACAUCAACAACAGAGGAUGAGCGCUUUUCUUCGUCAUCAUCGCUAAGGAGGAGGACACAUUCUUUCUCCAGACCUGCUGGGGGUGCAACUGGUGGUUCUGGAGUGGCAGUUUACCAGAAAAUGACCCAGACCAACUUUUCAUUGGACGAGGGGUCCGAUGUGGUGUUACCAUUUGGCAGUGGGCUGCUCCGUGGCGGGCCGUCCUCCUCCUCUUCCUCGCUUCGCUCUGACUACAGCUCCUGCUCCGAGCACAGCCAGCAGAGCCGUCCCUCCACGCUCUCCCGGACAGAGGCCGGUGGUGAGCGCCCCUCCCUCAUCUCCUCCUCCUCUGCCAAGGAGGACAGUGGCUACAUGCCCAUGAUGUGCGGGGUGGCUGCAUCACCGCGGGACACUCCCCCCGACUACAUGCCUAUGCAACCCAGCUCUUACUCCCAUCACAUCUCCCAUUCCCCUCAGUUUCACAGUCCGGCUUUAGGUGCCCGUUCAGCCCACCCCCAGCUCCAGUCUCAAUCCUCUACAGACUCCCACGGUUACAUGAUGAUGCUCCCAGGGGGCAGCGGCAGCUCCCCCUCCCCGGUGCAAGCCUCUCCCAGCCCACACAGUAGCUCCAGUUUGGCAGGUGCCAGUGGGAGUGACAGUAUAGCAGAGAGACCCGAGAACGGGGAAUAUAUGGACAUGUCGUACAGCAGCAGUGGGGGGCGCAAGCUCUCAAACGAAGGGAGUAGUGGGUAUUAUACACCUGGCACACCUGAGAGCACCCCAAAGUCUUACAGCCCUUAUUUCUCCCUCCCUCGCUCCUACAAGGCCCCUACCAGAGAGAGGGAUGAGAAAGAGUAUGGGGAGUAUGUUCCUAUGAGUUCUCCUGCCAAGCCAGUCUAUUCAUCAGUUGCUGCAGCUUCAGCGUCAACCCCAGAGAAGAGGGGUGGGGGAGGAAGUAGCACCUCCACCCCCUCUCAUCCACCCCCGCCUUAUGGAGCUCAUCAUACGACUGCAGCAAUGGCCGAUAGACGCAUCGUGAGGCCUAACCGCCUCCCUUUAGGUAGAAGGAGUUUCCACGGUCCGCUGCGGGUUAGUGAGCCCUCCACAGCGUCUGCAGGCACCUCAACCUCAGUACCCGCCACUGGUAGCUCGUCUGAAGGGCCUUCCAGUCCCGGGGAGUAUAUUAACAUUGAGUUUGGUGAUCACUACCCCCACCAACAACAGCCCCCCGCCUACCCUCUCUCUGCCCAAGAUGAAGCGCCUUCCCUCGGAUCCAGUGACCAAUGUCACUCCCCUCCACAGCCCCAAACUCACCAGGACUAUAUGAGUGUGGAGGUAGAGGCGGACCAGCAGGACAACGCUGGAUGUCUGGGUAAGAACCAGUCCCCCAGACCCAGCCUUGUUGCCCCAUGGAACCCGCCCAGCUACAUCAGACCCCUGGCUAGCAAUCCUGGGGCGCUGGCCUCCCCUGGAGUCCCUAGCGGAGGUCACUGGAGGUCGAUGGGGGAUGACUAUACGGACAUGACAUUUAACCUCAGCAGAGGUGAGAGGACGCAAACAAGCCCCACAGCCAUGCUACAGCAUCUCUGUGUAAUAGAGGGACGUUACGGCCACGCUUCCUCUGCCUCCCCCUCAUCCAUUUCCCCUCCUCUCCCUCCGUCGAGUCCAGGUAGGGCGCCAACGCAGCAGGUGGAGCCCAAAGUGGUUCGAGCUGACCCCCAAGGCAGGAGGAGACACAGCUCGGAGACAUUCUCCUCCACUUCCUCCACUAAUUCAACUCCCUCCGGAGGAACACUUGGCCCCUCAUCCUCAGCCACCCACAACACACUGGCAAACCCCACAGCACCCAACGGAUCUUACCUAACAGAGGGUCAGGCUUCCAGGUGGGCCAGCUCAGCAUCUUUCGACAGUGUGUGGAUGUCUGUGGAGGGUCUAGGGGACUCACCGGCUCACCACGCUCCGACCAGAGCCGCGGAAGUGGGCAUUGCUUCUGGGGCCUCAGCAUCCUCCUCCUCCUCGGGGGCUGGAGUCGGUAGAAUGUGUAGGAACAUGUCUGUGGGCUACCAGAACGGCCUGAACUACAUUGCCUUGGAGCUGAGGGAGGACGGGAGUAAUAUGGGAGCCAUGACGUCGGGAGCCGGUAACAGCAACGGGAGCUCGGUGGCGGCGGUGGUGGGAACGGUGCCUCUGCCGGAGAAUGGGGCCUACGCCAGUAUAGACUUCACCAAAUCUGAUGGAGUCACCACGACAACCAAGGACUGAGUGGGGACGACAGAGGCUCCCCACCCUUCUCCUCCCACUCCUCCUCAUCUCUCUGCUCGGGGCACUCGACUCUGCCUGUUGAACUUUGGCCUGCCGCGCCGGUGACCUCUGACCUUCACCCAGACUGAGAAGCCGCUCCCUUCUGGACGCAGAAGACAACUACAUCAUCACAACAGAUGACAAAAACGCUUGCAGUUUUUUAAUUUUUAAGUGUAUUUCAUCUUUUAUUUUUCUUGUGUUUUAUAUACAUAUCUUGUCCUGUUUUUUUUUGUUUGUUUGGUUGUUUGUUUUUUUAAUCACCCCCCCCCCCACACACACACAAUCGAUGCUGCCAGUGUGCACUGCUCCCCCUCCCCCUCGUGUUCAACAGACUUAUUCAACCGACGGUGGUCAGUGAACUUUGACUAAGGGGGCGUAAACAGAACCGUAGAUAGUGUUAUUAUCAGAUGGUUCUGCUUCUCCAUACGAUAUUAAAAAAGGGAGGCUGGAAUAUUAAGCAAAGGCAUUAUGGUACAGACUUGGAAACUUUUAUGUUGCAUUGAAUUUAAGUAUUAAUUUUUAUCUAUUAUUAUUAUUAUUUUUUUUUUUUUUUUAAGCCCAUGCAUAAUCCAUCCUCAAUACGGUACCAUACAGUUCUUACAUUGUGGACAAAGUUGUGGUAG
Messenger RNA from Xiphias gladius (swordfish), 5302 nucleotides. It is a transcript of the gene irs4b, whose product is annotated as insulin receptor substrate 2-B. Gene Ontology annotation, molecular function: insulin receptor binding; phosphatidylinositol 3-kinase binding. The record is from RefSeq and is a predicted model, not a curated record. The transcript has 2 exons. Gene Ontology annotation, cellular component: plasma membrane; cytosol. Lineage: Eukaryota; Metazoa; Chordata; Actinopteri; Istiophoriformes; Xiphiidae. Gene Ontology annotation, biological process: insulin receptor signaling pathway. The coding region runs from base 381 to 4640 and encodes 1419 amino acids.